AUGAGAGAACGCCACAUAUCUUUCCAUACCUCACCACAUAGAAAUGGUAUUAAAAUUAACAAACAUAACUAUAUUACUUCUACGGCACUUCACUCAAAUUCAAACUCACCGAGUUCGGUAGAGACCUGGAGUCGAGAUUCAUCAAUAAAGGGUAUAGUCGUGUUCGUGGUCUCCUCCGACUCACCAUCGCGUAUUGAUGUCAAUGUCUGCUUUCCAUUUUCAUCCUCACUUAUCGAACCGAAGCUGUCUGAAGUGUCUCUCAAGCAAGUGUGA
Rodentolepis nana is the source of this 273-nucleotide messenger RNA. The record is from the annotation of a GenBank genome assembly. Lineage: Eukaryota; Metazoa; Platyhelminthes; Cestoda; Cyclophyllidea; Hymenolepididae.